UCCUUCCGCCCGGGUUUCCUCCCCGCCGCCGCCGCCGCCGCCGCAGACCGGCUCCCGGCUCGGCGCGGCGCGGCUCGGCCCGCUCGGCCCCGCCAUGUCGCAGGUGCUGCCCUACGGCGAGGACAAGGUGGGCCGCUACGGCGCCGAGCCCGAGGCGGGGGAGCUGCCCUUCAGCUGCCGCCUGCAGGACACCAACGCCUUCUUCGGGGGUAACCAGGGCAAGCGGCCCCCCAAGCUGGGACAGAUCGGCCGCGCCAAGAGAGUGGUGAUCGAGGAUGACCGGAUAGACGAGGUGCUCAAGGGCAUGACGGAGAAGUCGCCGCCGGGGGUGUAAGCCGGGACCCGCCGCCAGGACCCGCAGGCCGUGCCCUGCCCCCAGCCCGCCCGGCCCUGCAUGCUGGCUGGGCCGCCGACCAGGAGGGGGAGGCCAUGCCCCUGCCCCCCCCUCCCCGGGCCCGGAGGGGGGGCUCUGCGGCCACCACCACCCCCCCGAGCCAUGCACUUUACCCCUCCGCCUCCCCCGGGGGGGAGGACACCCGCCGAGCCCCCCACCCUGGGCAAAGACCCCCCCUUCCCCGGGGAGGGUCCAGCCCCCCGCUCCGCGGCGCGUCCCCCUCCAUCCUCCUUGGCGGGGGGGGGUGUGUGUGUGUGUGUGUCCCCGAAUCCCGGGGUGGAUCCGGCCCCACGAGCGGGGGGGGGGGAGCGCUGCUGUCCAGAGACAUUUUUUGCUCCAUCGUUUUUUGCAUGAGCUUGGUGGCCCGGGCACCCGGUCCGGGGGCCGAGGGUCAGCCCCACCACUCCGGCACGCUUCUUUUUAAACAGAAACUCCUCAUAUUUGUAUUUUUAUAUCCGAAUCUUUGUUAAAAACGAUCUGCUGACGUUGAGAUGUUGAAGUAACCGCAUCGGGAAAACAAACAAACAAACAAACAAAAAAUGGUUCAUAUUUUUUUCCAUAAGAAAAAAAAAGACAAAAAAAGAAGAAAAAACCGAAGGGGGGGGGAAAUAAAGGGGAGGGUGAGAAAGGUGGAGGGAGCGCAAGGAAAGCCGAAGGUGUGGGGAGGGGAGCGGGGACCCCCAGCCCGACCCCCACUGCCAGCAGCGGGACCGGCCGGAGGGUUUGGCAGCACCACUGGCCGCUGCAGUCCCCUCCCAGCAGCGCCGGGGCCAAAGCCCUUCAGGCCAGCUGCGGGUGCUGGGGGGGUCCCGGUGCUGCCCCUCACUUGAGGGUAGUGGGGCCGGGGAGGGGGGGAGCGGGGAGGGCAGGGACCGGCCUGAGUCGUUGUUUUUAAUUUUGUACUUUAAUUUAAUUUUAUUUUUUAAGAAGCUUCUUGGGGGGUCUGAUGUGCAUGAGAAACUCGUCAUCUUUUUCAAUAACCUACGAGUGGCAUUUAUGGAGACAACGACGCAAAAAAAAAACCACAACAAAAAAAAAAACCAAACAAAAAACAAAACCAAGAAAAAAAACACAAAAAAAAAAGGAAAAAAAAGAUACUUGUGUCAUGAUGUUCUACGAAUGAUCCAUUGUAAAUUUAAAUGCCAUUUUUCACUGUACUGGUGAACAAAAUGCGAUGAAUAAAAUACA
This is a messenger RNA of Grus americana (Whooping crane), 1582 nucleotides long. RefSeq names its product calcium/calmodulin dependent protein kinase II inhibitor 2 (gene CAMK2N2). The transcript has 2 exons. The coding region runs from base 95 to 334 and encodes 79 amino acids. NCBI's taxonomy places the organism in Eukaryota, Metazoa, Chordata, Aves, Gruiformes, Gruidae. Gene Ontology annotation, biological process: negative regulation of protein kinase activity. Gene Ontology annotation, molecular function: protein kinase binding; calcium-dependent protein kinase inhibitor activity. The record is from RefSeq and is a predicted model, not a curated record.